AUGUCGUCAGUUAAAAAUGUAGCCAUGGGAGCUUCUGCUACAGAUCCGAUCGUUCUGGCCACCACAGGUGUAGCAAGUUGCAUCGCGGUGAUCAUCACACUGAAAGACAAAGGAGUGUUCAUUAAUCAUGUUGAUUCAACUGAAUUGUUCAAUACAAAGUGUUCAACAAUUGAUAAUGCUCAACGAUUCAUUGAACGGAUCGUAAAAAGAUUUUUUGCCAAGGAUAAAAGUCGAACGAUCGACAGUGUGUACCUCAUUGGAGGAUUGGACAAUAAUCGAUACAAUUGUGUCCGUAACAGUAUCGAAGUUCUCAGAUUGGAUCAUACAGUCAGCCCUCGUUUCGAAGAUGAAAUUACAACGGCGCAAGUACGUUCAUUUCUAUCAUGUAUUAAAUUGAACAAAGUCGACUUCAACUUAAGAAAGCAGAGAGCCGGAGAAAACAUUGGUGAGAGUGACGACGAAAAUGCAAGUGAUAGUGAGAAUGACUAUGUCUUUGACUGUACUAUUAUUUGUGAUCGAAGUAUCGAUCCUAUGCUGCUUGCAAUUUUACAAUACGCUGGUACAGAGGGUCAGUUAGAUGCGUCACGAAGGGAUAUCACGCCAUUUGCCGUUUAUCAAAUCGAUUCGAUAACGAACAUAAUGAAGGUUUACAUUGAUCCAACACAUUAUAAUCUACCAUUUGCUGUCAAAAUCGAUGCACAAAUAUUGAAGAAUGUAGGGAAUUCAUCAUUGAUAUGUCCAUCUGGAAGCGACCACGAAUUGGAGAAAAAACUGGCGACUUUAGUGGCAAGAAUCAAGACAUGA
Molecule: messenger RNA, 804 nt
Organism: Didymodactylos carnosus
Lineage: Eukaryota; Metazoa; Rotifera; Eurotatoria; Philodinida; Philodinidae
Source: the annotation of a GenBank genome assembly